Messenger RNA from Phytophthora sojae, 561 nucleotides. RefSeq lists its product as hypothetical. The transcript has a single exon. Bases 1 to 561 code for a protein of 186 amino acids. The record is from RefSeq and is a predicted model, not a curated record. Lineage: Eukaryota; Oomycota; Peronosporomycetes; Peronosporales; Peronosporaceae.
AUGCUUCAACGCCAGCAGUUCCUCUCUACGGCGGACUUCUGCGACCGGAAACGGUCAGUCGCUACCAAUGGGGACAUGGUGUCGAUGCACUUUGAGAUUACCCCGUUGCACGAAGCUCGCAGCGUCAAGGCCAUCUUCGACGCGCUGCAGACCUUCGUGUACAACAUCGAGAUCAGCAUCUCCGAGGCCGUCGGGGACAUCACAGUGCGUGAAAAUGACGACGCCAAGCCCGACAGCCCCGUGGCGCAGCACCGGCUUCACACCCUGAUCCAAAACGUGGUGCAGAUCGAAGCCAACAAUGUCGCGUUUGCAGCGUACGACCCGGCGGGUCAAGGCGGACGCGAGCUGGGGUUGUCAGUUUGUGACGCAGUGGAUGAAGACGAUUUGUUUCCGUAUCGACUGCUGGAACGCAUGCGUCAAGACAUGACGAUGAUCAUCCAGCUUGAGUCGAGCGAGGACGAGAGCGGGAUGCCGUUUGUCGCACUGACUCGGUGGUGGUGCCUACGCAUCCGGAAAUCGGGCAUUUAUGUGCCACCGUUCGCGGUGGAGCGUAUUAUAUGA